AAAAGAUUUUGUAUUUGCGUAAAUUUGUAAAACUGUAUUGAUUAUUUUUGCGGCUGUAGUGCAGUUAGAAAAACGUAAAUAAUGUCAGAAGCAUCACCAAGGCGACCUGUAAGUGAAGGAAAAGGUGUUAAAACCUCAGAAAUCUCGAAACCAUUUAUUCCGAGUGAGUUAGCACGUCCGUCUAACCUACAAAAAAUACAGCAACGAAAACUUCAAGUAAAAAAUUACCCACGUAUUAAGAAGUUGGAAAAAAUCGGAGUCUAUUCAUCUUGCAAGGAUGAUAAUUGCAAAUGUAAUGGUUGGAAAAAUGCACAAUCAACGUCAAAUUCUGGUGAGAACCAAACAAGUAGCCAACAAUUAACGACCACUGUAACACUACAAGACCCAUGUCGUGCAUGUAAUCAUCCACUUUCUACACAUGUUAAGCAUUUAGAUGCAGCUAAGGAUGAUGAAAUCAACAGAUUGCUUAGCAUGAUUGUUGAUGUUGAAAAUCUUGUUGUUUGUGUUCAAAAAGAAGAAGAUACCGAUACAAAACAAGUUUAUUUUUAUUUAUAUCGGCUUCUACGAAAAUGUACUCUGCAAACUAGCCGACCAGUAAUUGAAGGUCCACUUGGUUCACCUCCAUUCAGCCAACCUAGUAUUGGGAAAGCUGUUACCAACUUUAUUAUUUACAAGUUUGGCCAUUUGCCACAAAAGGAGUUUCAGAUCAUGCAUGAGUUAGCAAAGACAUUUAUUUACUGUUUGAAUCAAGAAACCCUUGAAACUCCAUCAACAAGAACCUCACGUGGCCAAGCUGAUGAUUUUAAUGAAUAUAAGAUGAAUUAUACGAGAUGGCUAUGUUACUGUCGUGUACCAAAGUUUUGUGAAAGUCUCGUCCACCAUGCUACAGUUGAUGUAUUUGGUCGUCCUCUUCUUAAAUCCAUCUUCCCCCUCCUCCGACGACGAAUUCUUGAUGAUUUCCGAUCCGACAAGUUCCAUGUACCUCCAGAUAAAAGAACUUUGAUUUUGUCACACUUUCCUAAAUUCCUAUCUAUGCUUGAAGAAGAAUUGAACGCAAGUAAUUCACCAAUAUGGGAUGUUGACUUUUCACAGAUGCCCGCUCAUAUGCCACUACCUUCACCUAGAUCUAAUGAUUCAUUAAAUGAUAUGUUUAUUACAAGUCCCGGCACACCUGGUAGUUUUCCAAGUUUGUUUUCCAUGACAUCACCAAUGGGAAGUCUUCAAACACCAAUUGCUGUUACACCAAGUGGGAAGCGUCGAGCUGACAGUGGUACUCAGUCCUCCGAUGACGCCAAGCGUGCUCGCUCAUCCAUGCAAUCUGACAACGAUAACACACAACAAGAUUUUUCACUGGAAGUUAUUAAUGAGGUGGUCAAUAUGAUAACUGAUCCUGCUCAAAUGUUGGGUCCUGAGGCGGCUAACCUGUCAUCACAAUCAGCUAGAGAUGAAGCUGCACGACAGGAAGAAAGGCAAGGUCUCAUUGAGUUUCAUGUCGUAGCUAACUGUGCCAAUGCCUCCCGUCAAAUCCUCACAUGGCUGGUUGAGAUACAGAAUGUAUUCGCACGUCAGCUGCCAAGGAUGCCACGAGAUUACAUUGCUCGUUUGGUGUUUGAUACAAGGCAUAGGACUUUAGCUUUAGUGAAAGAGGGUCGCGUUAUUGGUGGAAUUUGUUUUCGAAUGUUCCCAUCGCAAAGGUUCACGGAGAUUGUAUUCUGUGCUGUGACAUCCAAUGAACAGGUUAAAGGGUAUGGAACGCAUCUUAUGAACCAUUUAAAGGAAUAUCACAUUAAACAGAGUAUGUACCACUUCCUCACCUAUGCUGAUGAAUACGCUAUCGGUUACUUUAAGAAGCAGGGUUUCAGCAAAGAGAUAAAAGUCCCACGAUCUGGAUAUGUGGGGUACAUUAAAGAUUACGAAGGUGCCACUCUAAUGGGAUGUGAAUUAAACCCAAGGAUUCCUUACACUGAGUUUAGUAAUAUAAUAAGAAAGCAAAAAGAAAUUGUAAAGAAACUGAUUGAGAAAAAGCAGCAACAGAUCAGCCAAGUUAUGCCCGGUCUAACUUGCUUUAAAGAUGGGGUUCGUCAGAUACCUAUAGAAAGCAUACCUGGCAUAAUGAACACUGGAUGGAAACCAAAUAGCGACGGCAAACGAAAAGAAAUCGUGGAAUCUGUUGAAAGUUUGUUUGCACCUCUGAAAGCUAUAGUGCAAAGCAUGAGG
This is a messenger RNA of Ciona intestinalis (vase tunicate), 2217 nucleotides long. The record is from RefSeq and is a predicted model, not a curated record. NCBI's taxonomy places the organism in Eukaryota, Metazoa, Chordata, Ascidiacea, Phlebobranchia, Cionidae.